Messenger RNA from Sabethes cyaneus, 4940 nucleotides. RefSeq names its product tyrosine-protein phosphatase non-receptor type 9 (gene Ptpmeg2). The record is from RefSeq and is a predicted model, not a curated record. Gene Ontology annotation, biological process: protein dephosphorylation. The transcript is spliced from 7 exons. The coding region runs from base 708 to 2759 and encodes 683 amino acids. Lineage: Eukaryota; Metazoa; Arthropoda; Insecta; Diptera; Culicidae. Gene Ontology annotation, molecular function: protein tyrosine phosphatase activity.
UCGUUGAGUGUGGGGAUCAGCAGAGUAAAGUAGUUUCGUUCUUUUUGAAACCUUUUGGAAAGUGAAGCCACGAGAUAUAAAAGAAUUUUAUGUAAAUGUGUAAGAAAACCAUUCCGGAGUAAAAUCUAUAGCCUGAAAAACGUUGAAACACGUUGCAGAAUCUAGAAGUCGUAUUCUUCAAGUCCAGUUAUUUGCGACGAGGCUAGCAUUGAUUUGGAAAUACGAAGUUUUGUACUGAGAAAACAGUGGCAGUGGCAGUGGCAGAAUCCAAUGUGAAACGCCAAUGCGUAGAGCUCGUUUUUUUGCUUAGCACACUGUUUUGGUUUGUGGCUCGUUGAGUUGAGUGAAGGAAUUUAUAAACUUUGUUGAAUUUCGGUGUGACACUCGACAGUGGUUCGCGUUCGGUAGGCGUGCGCAAUUUGUUGUUAUUUGUUUUGUGUUGCUGCAAAAAGUGCUGAUGUUUACUAUUGAUUAAAAGCUUCCGUAGUCUUAUCAGUUGAGUGCCAGUGUUCAGACGAAAAAGAAUUUUUACGCUGAAAUCGUGUGUGACCCAAACCGAGGUCAGGUGUCAUAUAUAGUACGUAAGAUUAGAGUGUCGAAAAGUUCCUGCAGUCGCUGCGUUCUUGGACGCAUUAACGUUUGUAUUGUCGGAAAAAAUAUUCCUAUAUCUGAGUAAUCCACGUCACCGAGGGACCAGCAGCUUCACAAUGUCCCAGGAAACGGCGGUGAAACAGUUCAUAGAUCUGAUUAAUAGUUCCAACAGUGACCCGCACCGAAAGGCCGUCACACCGGCGAUCGCGACAAAGUUCCUGCUGGCACGAAAGUUUGACAUUCCGCGGGCGGUGGCACUCUACGAGCAGCAUGAGCUGAUCCGGCAGCGGGAGGGUCUGUACGGAUUCGACCCGCUCACCGAUCCCCUGCGGGCAGAGCUCGAAACGGGGAAGUUUACGAUACUGCCCGGACGCGAUGCUAGUGGCGCCGCCAUCGCAUUAUUCACUGCUAACCUGCAUUAUCCGGAGAUAGUUACACACAAAACUACGCUCCAGGGAGUUGUGUACCAGCUGGACGUCGCCCUGCAGAGUGCCGAAACGCAGAAAGCCGGACUGGUGUUUAUCUACGACAUGAGCACCUCCAAGUAUUCCAAUUUCGAUUACGAUCUGUCACAGAAAAUACUCACACUGCUGAAGGGUGGCUACCCGGCACGGCUGAAGAAAGUGCUAAUCGUGACCGCCCCGCUAUGGUUUAAGGCUCCGUUCAAGAUCCUCCGAUUGUUCGUGCGGGAAAAGCUACGGGAGCGCGUGUUCACCGUGUCGAUUCCACAGCUGAGCCUGCAUGUGCCCCGGGAUUCGCUGCCGGUCCGGUUAGGUGGAACGCUGGAGAUCGAUCAUUCCUCAUGGUUGCUACACUGUUACAAAUCGAUGACGAAUCGUGAGGACGAAGUUUUCGCUGGUGUUAACAACAGCACAGCCCAAACCAACAACAUCGGUAACGGCAUGGGAAGCGGUGGAGCAACGACUGUUACCGCUGCCAUUCUCGAUCCGCAUCUGGCGGGUAGCGGUGCCGUGGCCGGCACUACCGAUCUGGCGGAGUACGUUUCCGGUCACCAUCGGUCUUCGAGCAACGCCGUGGACCACAUCGGCGUGGAGGACAUUUCCGACCUGACGGCCGGCGCCGGUGCGGGGGUUCACCACGUUCAUCACGUGCAUCACAGCCAUCAUCAUCACAAUACCAGCAGCGAACUGUGGAGCGAGAAUCCACCCAGCAGUGCAUCGUCCGGAUUCAGCGACGACGACAGCCUGGCCGGAGCGGAGGGAGAUCCAAAGACAAUAGAGCAAAUUGUGCAGAUGGUUCGGGAGCGCGGCAAGCACGGACUGAUACGGGAGUACGCGGAGAUCAAGGCUCGCGCUCCGGAGGGAACCUUCACGCAUGCUAAGUUAAGAAACAAUCUAGCGAAGAACCGCUACACCGAUGUGCUGUGCUACGAUCACAGUCGGGUCGUGCUGUCCCAGGAGGACGAAGAUCCGACGUCGGACUAUAUCAAUGCGAACUUUGUCGACGGGUACAAGCAGAAGAAUGCGUACAUUUCCACGCAGGGUCCGCUGCCGAAGACCUCCUACGACUUCUGGCGGAUGGUGUGGGAGCAGCACUGUCUGGUGAUAGUAAUGACAACACGGGUGAUGGAGCGUGGCCGGGUGAAAUGCGGCCAGUACUGGGAACCGACCGAGGGCAACUUCGUCGAGUACGGUUGCUUCCAGGUGCGAACGCUGGCGGUGGAGACGAGCGAAGAUUACACGGUGGCUGAAUUGGAGCUGAAGAACAUAAAGACUGACGAAAUACGCAGCGUGUCCCAUUGGCAGUUCACCAGCUGGCCGGAUUACGGGGUUCCGGCAUCGGCCCAUGCCAUGCUGAACUUCUUGCAGCGGGCUCGCGAAAAGCAAGCCGAAAUGGUGCGGUCCCUCGGCGACCUGUGGGCUGGCCAUCCCCGUGGACCGCCAAUUGUGGUACACUGCAGUGCAGGCAUCGGCCGGACAGGUACGUUUAUCACGCUGGACAUUUGCAUAUCGCGACUGGAGGACGUUGGUAGCGCCGAUAUUAAGGGCACGGUGGAGAAAAUUCGCUCCCAGCGAGCCUACUCGAUCCAGAUGCCGGACCAGUACGUGUUCUGCCAUCUGGCACUGAUCGAGUAUGCGCUGUCUAGAUCCAUGCUGCAGUCGGCAGAUCUGUCCGGGUUCGACGAUCGGGACGACGACUCCGAUUAGGAUGUGUGUACGUGAUGUAUAGGCUACGUGCGGUGUUUGUUUCGGUUAUGUUCUGUUUUGUGUAGACUUUAAGUAGGGCGAGCGAGAGUAUUACGGAGUGCGCUUUCAAAUUUAAGGGACAUAUUUUAAAAUCUUUAGAUCAAAGAUAGUAAGAGAUGAAAACUAUUUUAAAAUCUGUAGAAACGAUAAUUAGUAAUCACCAUAUAUAUCAAUGACUCUUGCUAUUUUUUCCGUUUAUUUAGUUUGUUUUUCAGUUUUGUUGUAGGUAUAGACAACAAAUCUGAUGAAGUAUUUAAUCUGUUAUUUCACAACGAUCAGUUAUAUAUUUUACCUUUUAAAGCAAAUCGUGAUUCCUUUGGUUAGGUCAAGUAUCACCAUAAUUCGCUACCAUUUUCUCUCAUAUUUUUCCCUUUAUUCUCCUGGAGAGGUUGUAAAUAUUAUUAUUCAGUUAGCAUUCUUGUAAACCUGCUACACACUAAUACCUAAUAGGCCAAUAAGACAUUUUUUCAUUGCUCAUUCUGCAUUAAGCUAAGAUAAACAUUUGCGUUCCAUAACAUAUAAUUUGUUGAAAGAAAUGAUGGAAAAGUUAACCUAUACAUCGCUAUUCAUUUUUGUCGAACGAUAGCCGGAACGCGUGGGCGAAAGAUUUCAUUUCAUUAGCACCAUUUGUCGACCAGGAAGAGAACAAGUCAUCAAUUUCCACCUAAUUGUUGCACGACACUCGGAAGAAGGCAAAGUAAAUGAUUUUCUCGCUUCUAAAAAACGAUAUAUUUUGCGAAACUGACAAAUAAUAGUCCAGUGAGUGUGAGCUAGUAGGUAAACAGAAGAAGGAGAAACCUAUUUUGUCUAUUUAUUUUUCUAAAGCUAAAUAACAGAACAGAUACAGAACUACUUUGGAUAAAAUUCAGACAACAAGCAACAAUGCAACAACAAUAAUACUAUACAGAAUACGACUUUUGAUGAACCACAUUAUUCACAAUACAAAACUAUCGAGUUUGCACGAUCAGCAGCAGCGGCUGAGAACAUGUUGGGAUAUAACUCGCACUUUGCCAUUUCGUAGUAGUCGCGAGCAACAUUGCUGAGAACAUAUACUUUUACCAUCCUUCUACGAUACAAAUAAAACAAUUAAAAAGUAAUAUUUAAAGUGAAGAAAGAAACAAAUAAUUUUUAGUAAAAUUAUCAAUAAAGCAGAUCAAAAAUCAAAUAACUGAUAUUAAACAAACGUAAGUCUAACAAAAAAAAAAUACUAUAUUAAUUCAAUACCGACAAGAGAUAUAACCAGAAAACAUUAGAAGUCGAAGUAAGCAAGUAAAACAAACGAGAAAAAGUCGUUUUCACAGCCCCAAUUUGGAAAAUACGAUAUAAUUAAGAUGCAAAUAGAUAAAACAUUAUCUAAAAUAGAAUACAAGGAUAAUGUUGAUUUCCAAAAAUGAAAAAAAGAGGAAAAUAUCAAUGUAAUGGUAGACACACACUCUCAUAACACACUCAAACGCAAAUUUGCAUGAAUAAGUGAUCUAUAGUUUAGCUAUUUAUUGUACUGGAUCAUCAGUUAGAAGGUAUGCGCAGUGAGAAGUGGGCACGCGGUCAACCUGCUUGCGGUAUGUUUGGUAUGCUGUUCGUUAGAAAGAGGGGAGGAAGAAGCUAUAGAAAUGCACAUACACACAUACGGUACACAGUUACAUUGAAAUACACACAAACACCUCUAUAUAUCACAUACCGCAGCAGUACAGUCAAGAUAGUCCGCUAGGUUUGUUGACGGAAGACAGAAAUAUGCAAGAGGGAAAGAUCGUAAAUUAAAAUAAAGGAAAACAACACACAGAUUUGUGUAAAUGAAGAGAGCGUGUUUCAUUUUUAAAAAGAUUAGAUUAUUUUGGUUCAUGCGGCUCGUCUCCAGGGAGCAUUGCAAUUGAAAGAAAACCAAUAGAACACAGGUAAAUACAAAAAAAACCCGAUUUAAUCCACCUAGUGGUGAAAGGAACCUUUGUUAUACGGUCUUACUUGCUAUUUGAGAUAGAAAUCGACACGUCUUCGGAACAUAAUUCAUCUAUUGGUUAUCGUUGCGUAGUGCGUUGGUUUACAUGAAAUUUUUGAAAAUUGAAUAAGUUUACAAAAUUUGAGCAAAAUAGGAACACUUAAUCCUAUUUGAUAGAUCCUUUUUUCAUGAAAUUGCUGAGUAAGGAU